AGAUAUUUAAAUAUUUUUUGUAUAAACACGUCUAAAGCAAGUCGAAUUUUAUUUUCUCUAGGAACGUAGAGCUUAUUCACAUUGGCAGCAAGUGAAGCCAGACGAAAAUAUUCAGAUAGAAUAUUGAAUUUGUGGGUAUUGCAUCUGUCCACUUUUGAAACCACGGUGGAGCUAAAUGCUUACGUCUGCAUAGUUGAAUCUAAAAUGUAGUUCUGGUAUCGACUUCAGUCAACUACAACCUUUAUCACAAUUAUUACAUGUUUGCAGUUAAUAUGUCUGUACAGAGUUGCGAGUGGGAUAAUUUAUUUAACGAUGGAGAUAGAUCCAUUUUGAAAGAUGGAUUGGUUUUAACAGAUUCGGUAUCUGUUUUAUUAGGUCUGUGGUUGAAUCUGACGCUCUUAUUAACUAAUCUAAAAUACGAUCUCAGCUAUCGCAAUCUGGCUUUCUUCACGUUAAUUAGCUGUUUACGGCGCGGUUUAUCUCUCUGCCAUUCUUUACUUUUAUCUGAAAGUUGGUUCGAUUUUAAGGAAUCAUGUACAUUCAACGGCUUUUGGGAUACAUUUUUAUCAGUAUACGAAGUGGAGUGCCUCACUCAUGUUUGUAUCGAGCGAUACGUAGUGCAUAAAUAUAUAAAUAAUGGAUGGGAGCCAAUCAAAUGGCAUUAUUGUAUGUAUCAAGGACUGUGCCUACUUUUCGCCGCUCUAUAUUCCAUACCGCCCCUGUUUGGUAUCGGUAGUUAUGGACUAGAUUUUACCUGUAACUCCUGUACAUUCGACAUGGUGUUGCCAGAUUCGUGGCAAAAAGAAUUCAUUGUCCUCAUAUUUUUACUACGCAGCCUUAAAUCGGGCUCUUUUAUGAUCGUGAUGUUAUACUGGGCCCAAAAAUUAGAGGCUGGAAACAAAAACUCGGAAAAAAUGAUGGAACAAGCACCGUUUACCAAGAGCAUAAUUGCAAUGACUGCAGUGAUUAUCAUGUGUUGGCUACCGAUAACUAUGGUAAGGGGAUCGGUGGUGUUAUCACAGCUUUUGAAUGGAUACAUUUCUUUCGUGCCAUCAGUACUUCUCGUUCAGUGGUCGAUGUGGCUGAGUUCGAUUUCACCUGCGUUUAUGUCAAUAACGUUAUUUUUGGUGGAUGAUCAGAUUCGCGGAAAGGCAUUGAACUUUUACAAGAUCACUGGAGUUCAAGAGACAAAGAAGGAAUUAUAAAGGAGAAUUUGCUCUCUUUUUUAAAGUAAUACGCACUAAGUAUUCUUUUAUGUUAAAUAUAAUUGUUAAUGUUUUUAUUCACAUUUUAAGAAGUCUCAUAUGAACAUGUAUUAUCAGUAAGAGCAUUUGGAAUUUUGGAAACACUUCGGUAGGUGUAUCAUUAGCUUUUCAUUUUGUAAGAUUAUAGUUCCUAUUUUCACAUUUAAUCUGUAAUCUGUAUGUUAAUAACCACCGAAAAAUAUAUUUUGUUUAGACAAUA
Colias croceus (clouded yellow) is the source of this 1464-nucleotide messenger RNA. RefSeq names its product rhodopsin, GQ-coupled-like. Lineage: Eukaryota; Metazoa; Arthropoda; Insecta; Lepidoptera; Pieridae. The transcript is spliced from 8 exons. Gene Ontology annotation, molecular function: G protein-coupled receptor activity. Gene Ontology annotation, cellular component: membrane. The coding region runs from base 258 to 1205 and encodes 315 amino acids. Gene Ontology annotation, biological process: G protein-coupled receptor signaling pathway. The record is from RefSeq and is a predicted model, not a curated record.